AAAAUCUUUGCAAUAUUUGGGGUUGGGGUAGGGGUGGGGGGGUAGGGGUAGUACAUAUUAAAUGGAAUCGGUGGAAUUUGGCGGCAUUGGUUCACCGUGGAAUCCCGAUACAGGUUGAUUGACUCUCUUAUAGUAAAGCCAUUUGAGAUGUCGAGUAACGGAAGCAAUUCGACCCGAGGCGAUUCCUCCUCAUCGCCCUACCUGCUUCCGCUCACCAAUUGCUUCCCACUCCACCCCAUUACUCUCGCUGGCAGCCAGAAACACGGCCGAUCGGGGGAGCUAAGGCGGCUCCUCGCCGUUGCUCUUCGAAACGGAGGAGCUUCAUCGGAGGACCAAGCUUCUGUGCCGGAGCCUCCGCCGCCUCCGGCCGUCCAGGAACUCAGGAACUUUAAGCAUAGCCUCCUAAUCGCCUCUAGGAACGCCAGGGAUAGAGCAAAAAUGUUGCGUGAGUCCAUAUUUAAAUUGGACAAGUAUAGGGGAACUUUAAGCUGUAAGAAGCGCCAAAAGCAUUGUUUCUUAUCAGACGAGAGAUCAAGUGGAGAAAAUUUCUUGAAACUGGGAAGUCAAAUUCUUCAAAGCCCAAAUGAUCAUUUAAAUAAAAGAUUUGAGGAUAAAACUCGAACUUCUGGGCUUAGGAUGAAGAAGCGCAUCCGGACAGCAGUGGUGGAUACACAGAGAUCAUUGGGAACAGAUUCCCUUUGCCAAUAUUUUUGUUUGGCCUUCAACUUUCAUGACAGUGUCUGCUGGUUCAAGCCCUUCCAGCAUUUGAUUGUGAUCUGGUUCUCUUUGAAAACCUCCCAGGCCAGUGGUCAGUCAUCUGUUUUCUCAAAGCAGCAGAUUGUCAUGCAGAAGAAUAGAGAUUUGCCGCUGGCUGUUUGUGGGGGGAAGAUUCAGGUUGUAGAAAAGAUCCGGAGGUUGCCUGUUGGAGGUGAAGGAUGGGAGAAAAAACUGAAAAGGAAAAGAUCUUCAGGAACAAUAGUAAACAGGGGUGCUAGUGGUGACCAAGAUAUGAAACAAGCCAUGCAUCCGAAGCUGAGUACUAAUACUAAAUUGCGAUCUUCUGACACUCUUAAUUUCAGAUCAAGAUCUUCAACAAGAAUGAGUGAAAGCGAGAAGUUAGAGUCGUUUGAGUCUGCAAGUGCCAAGUCUGUUGCUGCAUUGAAGAAUGAGCUGGGAAGUAUCCCUCAUCCAAGGGUUAGCACAACUAUAUCAGAGGAAAGGGUUUCAGCAAAGGGAAACAAUAAUAUUCAUGAGGAGAACCAGUCAAGUAGUCCUAACACCAUGGUUAAAGGGAAGGUUUCUCGAGCUCAUAGAACUGGUUCCAUCAUGAAUGUGGAUUCAUCCCCUCAAGGUCAUUCCUCACCUGGAGCACUUGACAAUUGGGAACUCACUACAACUGAAAACAAAGUCCUGCCAUUGGGGGCGACAAAUAAUUGCAAUCAUCCAACAUCUACAGUUGCAUCUACCCACCCCAUGGCCCAGUGGGCUGGCCAAAGACCACACAAAAUCUCACGCACAAGGAGAACGAAUCUUGUUUCUCCUGUCACAAAUAAUGAUGAAGACGACUUCUUAUCUCCUGGUUUUGCAGCAUCUGAUCUCAGUUCUAGAUUUUCUUCUCAAGGUUCAGGUAGAUCAGUACUGGCUAUUGGUAUGGGCAAUAAUAACAAAAAGGAAAAAAUCAAAAUUGAGAGUACUCCAUUCUCAACUGGAUUAUCUGAAGGCAAAGAGACAGGAGAUGGGGAAAACGAGUUGAAAGGAAAAAGAGUAGAUACAGGUGACAGUAUUGAUGGUGCUGACAAUAAUGCUCAUCCUUCUAUAUUGCUGUCAAGGAAGAACAAGACAAUUGCCAAGGAAGAAACUGGAGAUGGAAUUCAUGGUCCAGCAAGGGUUGGAAUGUUUUGUUCCUCGACUAAUCCAAAUGUCACUCAUAUGAAGGAGAAAGUAGAAAAGUUACCUAGAACAAAGCAACUUAAAAGCAUCAGGCGUGAUUCAGACAAGAACAAAAGUAAAUUUGGCUGUCCACCUUCGAAGAAUCUGAUGGAUCAAAAAAAUUUGACCAGUGCUGGGUUUAUUUUAAAUAGUUCUUCCAACUUUACAGGUGAAUCAGAUGAUGAUCGUGAAGACCUAUUAGCAGCUGCAAAUACUGCUCGUAAAGCUAGUUACCUUGCUGCUACAAGCCCAUUUUGGAAGAAAAUAGAAUACAUUUUUGCUUCUGUCAGUUCACUGGAUAUAUCAUAUCUGAAGCAACAGCUUUCUUUUGCUGAGGAGUUAAAUGAGAGUCUAUCUCAGAUGUUGGCUGAUGAAUAUAAUACUUUGGGUAUGCUUAUGCAUAAAGAAGCUCCUUUGAACUCUGUUAAAAGGUUCAGAAGCUCAUCAAAGCAAGAAGUUUUCAAAAUUGAUGCUUUGUCCAAAGGAGCUGAAAUGGGAAGGCCACUGGACAAAGAUCCUUCACUGUUUCAAAGGGUUCUUUCAUCUUUGAUUGAAGAAGAUGAAAGUGAAGAACUUUACCAGCAGAAUGAAAGCAGAAAUAUGCCCUUUCAGUGCGCAAGUGAUGAUUCACAUUGUGGUUCAUGUAACCUUAUUGAUGUUGAACCUAAAGAUAGGGACAGAAUGGAUUCUGGUGUUGAGUCAGAAGGGGAUCCACAGACUCAGAAGCACUGCUUUUUGGACAGAUUUUCUUGUAAUAAGAGUGCUUCAUCUAACACAUAUAGUAACCGAAGCAUUUCCAGUUCUUCAUGUAACAAUGAACAAUGGCAAGAAGAUGAUGGCCUGUCACACUUAGAUGCAGGACUUGUGACUAGGAACUCUGAGAUCGAUCUGAGCAUGCCACAUACUUCACAAACAAAUGCAUCUGAUAAUUCAACCUUAGACUGCCAAUAUCAGAUGCUAAAUUUUGAAGAGAAAUUAUUCCUUGAGUUACAGAGCAUUGGGUUGAGUCCAGAGCCAAUGCCUGAUCUGACAGAGGAAGAAGAAGGGAUUAAUCAAGAUAUUUUGGAACUUCAAGGAGGCCUGUUGCAGCAGGUGGAAAGACUAAAAAAUUAUUUGGGGAAAAUUGAUACAGCUGUUCAGCAGGCCAGAGAUUUGGAAAGAAGGGACAGAGAACAGGUUGCAAUGAACCAAUUAAUUGAGAUGGCUUACAGAAGACUGGCUUCUAGAGGAAGUUAUUCUUCAAAAAGGAUGAUUCGUAAGAUCCCAAAACAGGUUGCUCUGGCAUUUGUCAAGCGUACCCUUGCUAGAUGCCAGAGAUUUGAAAUUACAGGGAGAAGUUGCUUUAGUAAGCCACCUCUGCAGGAUGUUAUCUACUCUGCAUGUUCAAUUGACAAUGGCACAAAAUCUGUUGAUUGUGUUGGUUCUGGGACCGCUAGUAAUACAUACAAUGAGGCUUUCAACCAUAAAGUUGAAGCAAGGAGUUCAGUCAUUGGUGCAGUUCCCAGGAGCACUGAGAGAUCUGAGUAUAGAGAUGGCCAAGGUUCUCUUAAACAAGAAUCCUUUUUGAAUAAGGGCAAGAGAAAGGAAAUGCUUCUUGAUGAUGUUGUUGCUUGUGCUUCCCCAAAACAAUCUGUUGUAGCAAACAGCCUCCAUGGUGGAUCUGCCCGCCCAUCACUCAGCAGCCUUAGGAGUGAUCGCAAGUCAAAAACAAAGCCCAAUCGAAGAACAAAUCAUUUGUCAACUUCAGGAAAUGGACCUCAGGGGCGACUCGUGGAAGCAAAAUAUUCAAACUCCGUGUCAGUUUCUGGGCCAAAUCAAUCAGCGGCAAGCCAGGAUGUGGGACUACCUUCUCCCCCUGUUAAAAUUCGUCAGGGUUCAUUUAAAGAGGCAGAAGAACAAAUUGAUUUGGGGAACCUACAGCUAAGUGAAUUAGAUGACCUGGGCAGGCAUCAAGAUCUGAGUUCUUGGUUUAACUUGGAUGAAGAUGGUUUGCAAGACCAUGAUUCUGUAGGCCUUGAAAUACCAAUGGACGACCUCUCAGACUUGAACAUGCUUGUGUAGAAGUGAGAACUCAUAUCUUGCAUCUCGGACAUUUUUAACUGGUGUAGUGAAUUCUUUUGUGACCUCCUUUUGAGAAAGUAAUUGAAAUAUGUGGACUUUGGUUUUUUUU
Molecule: messenger RNA, 4099 nt
Organism: Diospyros lotus (date-plum)
Lineage: Eukaryota; Viridiplantae; Streptophyta; Magnoliopsida; Ericales; Ebenaceae
Exons: 16
Coding region: 148-3990 (1280 amino acids)
Source: RefSeq, a predicted model, not a curated record